Molecule: messenger RNA, 642 nt
Organism: Ixodes scapularis (black-legged tick)
Lineage: Eukaryota; Metazoa; Arthropoda; Arachnida; Ixodida; Ixodidae
Product: zinc finger protein 32-like
Exons: 2
Coding region: 13-543 (176 amino acids)
Biological process (GO): regulation of transcription by RNA polymerase II
Molecular function (GO): RNA polymerase II cis-regulatory region sequence-specific DNA binding; DNA-binding transcription factor activity
Source: RefSeq, a predicted model, not a curated record
CUUUGGUAGCGAAUGGUGCCGGCCGAAGCAGCCUUCCAGGACGAUGGGGACAGCGUAAGCGACUCCUUUUUCCCAAGCAGCAAACUGGUUCCGUCACAACCCACAAUACGGUCACGAUAUGAGGGCAUGUACCAUUGCGAGUUCUGCCCUUACUACUGUCAGAGUCUUUAUAAAAUCACCAGGCACGAAAGGACACACACAGGAGAGAAGCCUUUCCGCUGCUCUGUCUGCGAGAUAGAGUUUUCUCAAAUGGGUAACUUACGGUAUCACAUGAGAACCCACACGGGGGAGAAACCAUUCCGUUGCAAGGUUUGCCCAAAGGCAUUCACCAGGAAAGAUAGCCUGACGAUUCACAAAAGAGUACAUACGGGCGAAAAACCGUACAAGUGUGGUACAUGUGAGAGAGAAUUUUCAAACAGAUCUAACAUGUUGCUACACAAGAGAACCCACAGAGGAGAGCGGUCUUACAAGUGUGAAGCCUGUGGGAAAAUGUAUAAACAGAGUUACCAUUUAAAUAGCCAUCGGAAAAAAGCGCACAAGUGAGGGAUCUGCAUCAUGCAAUAUCUGGAGGUAUGAAAGAAUUCUUUCGUGUUUUACCUUGUGUUUCACUGCCUGUCUGUUGUCUGUUCAAAUGAAAUUGAG